AUGGUGGAAUUGCUGCUUGAGAAUGGUGUAAACCCACAUCUGCAAUGCAAAUGUCCUGAUGACGAUGGGGUUUUUCACUAUCGUAGCUCAAUAUGGUGCACCAUUACGUUCCGGAACUGGAAAAUACUCAACCUUCUCAUUUCAGAGGGUGUUUAUCCACACCCGGCUGACCUCGCCCUUGCCAUUGAGCGUGAUGAGAAGCAGGCUAUUGCUCUACUAUCCCAAUCUGCUUAUGAGAAUGUACCGGCUAAGAUCACUCUACCUGACUUUAUCAAGCAUAUGGAAGAUGAAAGAGUAAAGACAGACCCUAAUUUUGUGCCAAAGGACUGGUCGCCUAGAGUCUCUUAA
Messenger RNA from Aspergillus terreus NIH2624, 348 nucleotides. RefSeq names its product ankyrin repeat protein. The record is from RefSeq and is a predicted model, not a curated record. The transcript has a single exon. NCBI's taxonomy places the organism in Eukaryota, Fungi, Ascomycota, Eurotiomycetes, Eurotiales, Aspergillaceae. The coding region runs from base 1 to 348 and encodes 115 amino acids.